GCUGAAGAAGCAUGGGCGUCCAGGGCUUCCAAGAGUUCUUGGAGAAGCGCUGUCCUGGUGCCGUGGUACCCGUGGACCUCCUAAAACUCGCGCGCACAGUCUCGCGCCAGCAGCAGCAGCAGCAGCACCUGCAUCGCCAGCUCCCACCGACUGCACUUCUAGCGCCCGGGGCCCCACGCGCCGCCAGGGGCUCCGCUCCUCUGCAGCCGCCGUUCCCGCCCGCUGCCUUGGGUGCCUACUCCGGGGGCGCGGGGCCGACGCGGCACCAUCACCCCGCUCACCACUUCCACCACCAUGGCCAGUCGCAGCCUGGGCUACACCCUCCGCUGCCGCCGCCGCCGCCCCCUCCGCUGCCCGGGGCCCGGGUGCUGGUAGACGCGGGCUCGGCGCUGCCGCGGCUUUAUGGUGGCUAUCAGACGGACUGGGUGUGUGGUGGCCAGUGGAAUGCCAUGCUGGGCUACUUGUCAGCGCUGUGCCAGGCUUGUGCCUAUCCCGGCGGCGAAGGCCUGGAGCUGGUGGUCAUGUUCCCCGGCGGCCUGGGCAAAGACCGACUGGCCGAGUGGGGCCGUCGGUGCCAGGCCGAGCGGCAGACAGCGCAACUGAUCGUGGGACACGUGGGCAACAAGGGCACCCCUCCACCACGGGCCUGGUUCCUGCCACCAGCUUGCCUGAGCCACUGCGUGAGGCUAGCACUCAUCCGCUUCCGGGUCAAGGUCUUUCAGAGCCUUGAAGAUCACCAUUUGGAGGUGGUAGCUUUUUUCAAGGAAAAUGGCUUCCAUGGCCUUCUUGCCCAUGACUCCGAGUAUGCUCUCUACAAUAUUCCCUUUUACUACAGUUCCCACGCUCUCAAGCUGAGCUGGAACGGGAAGAACCUCACUACCAACCAAUUCUUGAUGCAGGAGGUGGCCAAGCAACUGGGCCUGAAGCGCAUGAGUUUUCCCAUAUUUGCUGCGUUGUUAGGUAACCACAUUCUUCCAGAUGAGGAUCUGGCUGCUUUUCACUGGAGCCUUUUAGGACCAGAACAUCCUCUUGCAUCACUUAAGGUGCGAGCUCAUCAGCUUGUUCUUCCACCUUGUGAUGUGGUAAUCAAGGCUGUUUCUGAGUAUGUUAGUGCCAUCAAAGACCCUUCAAACCUUGAUGUUGUUGGGAAGGAUGUUUUCAAACAGUCUCAGUCUAGGACAGAAGAUAAAAUAGAACGAUUCAAGAAAGCAGUCGAGUACUAUUCAGUUACAACCAAACUCUCUACGUUGCCAGUGGGUCCCUCCUUUCUAGGCUUUCGAAAUAAUCAGAUUGGAAACCCUUCCCUUCCGCGAAAUCAUAUUGGCACCAUUUCUGCUGGAAAGCCAAUGUUUCCUCACCAUGUGCCCCAGAAAAUGAAGUGUCCACCACCAUUCUCAGUGGGACCCAACUCAUCUCUUCUCUUCGCCUCCCAUCCUCUGGGGGAAUCCAAUGCCUUUUCUGAGGAUCCCAUGAUACAAGACAGCCCCUUUGCCAGUUGGGCUGUCUCUUACGACUCCUCUGCACCCCAGUUUCCUAAUUACCUUACUUCCAAAGCUUCACCUCCUUUGCGACCAGACUCUUCCCAUUCUUCUUCCUCUGAUGGUGAUGAGCCAAAUGGAGCCAGCUCUGAUCACAUCACAGAAACACUUCAGCAGCAGCCUGGAUGGGAAGACACCAAUGGUGACAGAGGGACUUGGGCACAGCCUGUUGACGCUGGAGUUUCAGAAGCCAGCCUAGGUGAUGGUGAGCCUCACAUCCCAUCUCUACUGUCUAUGUCUACAAGGAACCACAUGGACAUCACCAUCCCACCCUUACCUCCAGUAGCUCCAGAAGUCUUACGGGUUGCUGAACAUAGACACAGGAGAGGCCUUAUGUAUCCCUAUAUCUACCACGUCCUCACUAAGGGUGAGAUUAAGAUCCCUGUAUGUAUUGAGGAUGAGUGUAACAUGGAGCUGCCCCCAGCUGCUCUUCUGUUCCGAUCAGCUCGUCAGUAUGUAUAUGGAGUCCUUUUUAGUUUGGCGGAGACACAGCGGAAAAUGGAACGCCUGGCCAUUCGGCGGCGGCUACCUGUAGAAGUUCCUUCAGUGAUUCUUAAAGAAUGGUCUGCCUAUAAAGGGAAGUCACCUCAAACUCCUGAGCUGGUGUCUGCCCUGACAUUUCGGGAAUGGACCUGCCCAAACCUCAAGAAGCUCUGGCUGGGCAAAGCAGUUGAGGACAAGAACAGAAGGAUGCGGGCUUUCCUGGCGUGUAUGAAGUCAGACACACCCAGUAUGCUCAAUCCAGCUAAUGUCCCUACCCAUCUGCUGCUUAUGUGCUGUGUUCUCCGGUACAUGGUUCAGUGGCCUGGUGGCCGAAUCCUGCAUCGCCAUGAGUUAGACACCUUCCUUGCACAGGCAGUGUCUACCCAGCUUUAUGAACCAGAGCAACUCCAAGAACUCAAGAUUGAGAAACUGGAUGCCCGAGGGAUCCAGCUUGCUGCCCUCUUUAUGAGUGGGGUCGACACAGCUCUGUUUGCUAAUGAUGCCUGUGGCCAGCCAGUCCCUUGGGAACACUGCUGCCCCUGGAUUUACUUCGAUGGCAAGUUGUUCCAGAGCAAGCUUAUUAAAGCAGGCCGAGAGCGAGUAUCCCUGGUUGAGCUCUGUGAUGGCCAGGUUGACCUGGCAACCAAAGUGGAAAAGAUGAGGCAGAGUAUCCUUGAAGGAGUCAACAUGAAUCAUCCGCCACCUUCAGCUCUACUUCCAUCACCUACUUUUGUGCCUCCUAUGGUGCCCUCUCUCUACCCUGUUUCACUUUAUUCCCGAGCUAUGGGCUCAGUGCCACCUCACCCUCAAGGAAGGAGCCGGGGAUUUGCAGGUCUCCAUCCAAUCCCACCCCAAGGAGGAAAACUGGAAAUUGCCGGGAUGGUGGUGGGCCAGUGGGCUGGCAGUGGGUCCUCCAGAGGCCGAGGAUCCUUUGGCAUGCAAGUGGUUUCUGUCGGUGGGCCAGGAAAGGGGCAUGGAAAAGAACAGACUGGUAGAGGACCUAAAGGACACAAAAAAGGAAAUAAACAAGGCUCUUCAGAUGGAAUUUCUAAAUCCCUGGAGCUUCGUCAAGGGCAGUCUCGCUCACAGGUAAAUGGAAACAGCAGCACAUUGACCAAGGAAGAGAAGAGCGAUCAUCGUCUUCCAGCUCCAUCACAAUGUGCCUUAUCCAGAGUCAGCAAUGUGUGUAAUGAUGGUAAUCACUGCCUCCCUGCGAAGAAUGAGGAGAACCGCUCACAAGAACAAAAGUUGGAAACUGUGGCACAGCGACAAGAGGAAUGACAAGCUGAAGAUGGCUUCACCAGUCAGGAAGAAGGGAAAACUGUACUUUUCUGAUUCUAGGCCCAAGUUAGAGUAGGAUAUAAGUGCUCACCUAAAUUCAUCCUCAGUUUUGAUGGGGUGUCUUAUUAUCUCUGUCUUUCCCCUUAUCUUUUCUUGGGCUCCAGAGUUAAGAACUGGGGAAUUUCUUCUUAAAGAUGAAUAACGUGAAGAGUAGUUCCAGUUCUCAAAUUGAAUAUAUACCACCCAUAUUCUAUCUCCUCUGGAAGUCUAGUAAAGCAGUAACAGUCAGAAAAUGGGUGUUAUCAUGUAAGUCCUCUGAAGUAUUUCUACCUUUGGUUUUUUGAGUAUCAUGAUACUUAUUUGCAGACUUACCUGGAUACAUCUUUGGGGUUGAGGGGACAGCUUUCUAUGGCUUCCUCGUUUUUUCUUUUUUUUCCUCUGAGUUGAUACGGUCUUGAUAUAUAAUUGGUAUCCAUCUCCUCUUUACAUUUACUCCCAACUCAGCUGCCCCAGAAUUUUGUAUACCACCUCUAACUCCGGCCUGACAAUCAGAUAAGUAGAUGUUUUUAGGGAACCGGAUAGUGUUGAUUAUUUUAUUUUUUAUUUUAUACACACAAAAAAAAAACUACCAAUGGCCUUUGUACUGGGAGAUUCAAGUGAGUCGGAAAAGUACUGGGCAGAUUUUUCCUGCCUCUUAACUAGCCCAUUGUUUGUAAAAUAGAAGAUGUGGUGCAGUUCACCCACUCUUUGCUGCCCAUACCCUGAAAUGGGUGGGAAUCAAUGUUACGAAACUGAGUACGAAAGGGACUCAAAAGACUCUGUGUGUGGGUGUGGGUGUGGGUGUGUGUGGUUGUACAUAUGAAUGUGUGUAUCUAUAUGCAUACACAUACCCUUUAUAUAAAGAGACAGAUCUAUUUAUCUAUACAUAUUUUAUAUAUGUGUGUGUACGUGUGUGUGUAUACACAUACAUACAUACAUACAUGGUGAUGUCCCAGAGGAUUUACCGAAUUUCCCAGAAACGCUUCCACUGCUAUGGAGUGGUAGGUUUCAAAAGAUCACGCUUUAAAUCUAAAAUCUUUACUAAGUCACAGCCCAUCACAAUUAUGAGAAGAUGGACUACUCUAAAUCAGACACAAAGUCCUUUCCAGAGAUUGCCUGUUCAGAACAACAAACACUUGGGUUGUAACAAGCUUAAUCUCGAACAGAGCCCUCACAUCCCAUAUGGUAAAAACUGGAGGUUGGAAUGGGAUUGGGAAGAGUUGAGUAUUUCUUUAUAAAAGUUGGAAGAGAACGAAGGGGUGGGAGGUGAUUUGAAAUUCUGCCAAUUUGGAGAAAAUCGCCCUUGGAAUUCCAGGGUCAAAUUGGCUUCAGGUAAGAACUGAUUGACGAGAGUCCCUGAAUGAGGGACACUUUGUAUUGGAAGAUGGUAUAGGGAAGUGUGAGGAAAUUUGACAAUUUGAUUUUACAUGCCUAGAUUGUUUAAUUUGUUCAUUGACAUUUUGACUACCGGAUCUUUUCAUUUGCUUUGCAAGGAACACUUCAAAGGACUUUGGCCUGGGCCUUGAAAAACAUUCUAUAAAAGAUUCUCAGUCCCCUUUGUGGCCAGGAUCUGCCCAGGAUAAAAAGGCUGUUCCUCCUUGCUGGAGAUAAUCUUGAGACAACCUUGCAUUUCCAGUUUCUCUCCUUGGGCAGCCAAGAUACAGGGAUGGAAACAUGGCUUGCAACAAAUUAGCACUGUAACUUCAUUCAGGAACUGGGGCUUCCAGCCUCGUAAGUCUCUUGGGGCUGCCAGCCUCGUGUGUCUCUCUCUGGGCUUUCUUAUAUCUUGCCCACCAAGUACCACUUCUACUGGAAUACAACUGACUAGACCUCUAGCAGGGUUCUCUUUUUUGGAAAAACUCCAUGCGCAUUAACCCAGAGCAGGUCUUUGGUGAUUUCUUUUUUUUUUUUUUCCAGACAACCAGAAGGCUGUUUUCUAACUGUCCACUUACAACGACCAUAUCCUGAGAAACUGAAAACAGUCUCAGACUAAUCGUAGUCUGGCCCAGUUUAAGAGAACCCACAGUUUGCAGGGGGAGGGAGCCCUAGGAUACCUUGCCCCUGCCCCCAUAUUUCUUACACAGAGCAGGAUGAGAAGAGUGUACCCCCAGCAAGAUGUAAGCAGGAACAAAGCAUCUGAAAACCUAUUGGAGUCAGCUUCCCUGAUUUGGCCCUGCUUCUUCUCUCGGACCUGCGUAAUCUUAAGGUUAGGACUUACAUAUCCAUGAAGGGAGGAUACUUACAUGGCCCAGAAGUCUCCUUCUGUGCCACAGAGCUCUAAAAGUAACCAGAGUCACUGAGCUGUGAGUGAACGGAAAUAUACACAUACGGAGUUAAAUGAUGAAGUAUCUUUUCAGUUGCUGUUUCUGUACGUCUUGAGUCUGUCUGACACAAUCAGGUGACAGUAUUGUUAACUCUCACAACAUUAAGAUUGCUUAUUCUGCAGGCAUUCACUGUGAGAGGUAAAACUGCUGCUUUGACAGGGAUGAUUCCAGUUUGCCACAAGACCUGCGUUUCUCCCUCCGCAUAUCUCUUCUUUCCCCUAGGCUGGCCCAGGGUGAAACGAGUGGUUGACCUCCAACUUUGAUUUUUAUUUGGAUUCAUCAUUUUAGGUUUGGAAGUUUACAAGAAAGAACCAUCAAAGGCCAUAUUCCUAGAUUUCCGUCUAGCUGCCAAAAUACACAACUUAAAAGCCAGCCAAACUAAGAUUCACUACUGGGAGCUAAACUUUUUCUGACUGCAGGGUAAAAUGAGAAAGGUGGGACGUGAUCUUUGCUGUACUACUUGGAAAGACUGUCGUCUUUCGCUUGAGGUUCAGUUUCUGUGAUACGGAACGGAGUCAUGUUGGAUCCCCAGAAAUGAUCCCUUUAGCUUGUACGGCCACAAGCAAGAGCACCCUGGUUGUGUGUAGCCACUGAUCCCCAAGGAUUUGCAGUUCUUGACUUCUGCUGGUGUGUCUUGGGGUCAGCCUCUAAUUCCUACUCUUUUCCAAGCAGCCAGUCUGGUCUGGACCAGGCGAAGAAAAUUUCUGCUCACUUGCGUCAUUUUCAUUCUGAGCCAGUAGGACUCUGGUUAGACUGAAGCCCAAGAAUUGGUACUUGCUUUAGCUAGGGACAUUUGAGUUUUGUCUCCAUCUUGAUUUUCUGACAUUGUUGGCCAAGUCACUUUAACAUUUUUUGAUCACUGAGAAAAACAGCCAGACGAGGCAUUAGGGAGAGUGGUUAAAAUAGGGGGUGGGGGGCAGGAAUGCUUAUGUAGGGUAGAAAGAAUAUGGGAGUAGCUGUUUUGAUUAUGGUGAUUCAGUCCUUUGGAACCUUAGAAGGCUCCUGUGGGCAUGUCGUUGCCACCAUGCCAGCCUCUAAGACCCCCUCCCUUUUGAAAUGACAAUACAAGUAGACCACAGUUUAAAGUAGUUAGUAUAAUUCUACUAAGGUUUGAUCAUUAUACUUGUUCACUUCUUGGUGCAUAUUUCCUAAAUAUGCUUGGGGUUUGGGGUGGGGGGGUUAAGUUUUCACUGUUCCAUUGUGUCUCACCCAAUAUUUUUCUCCCUCCCAUGGCUUUGGCAUCUCUUCUGACUUUCUCUUUUCAUCUCUUUUGGCUUAUUGUGGUAGUCUGCUGGUGCGGGUAGAGUGCUCAGUGCACCUUUUCCCAUUUCUGCUAAUUAUCUUUCAUAUUGCCCAACUUACUUUGAUGUUCUAAGAAAAUGUCAUUCAUUUAAUAAAAUCUUUUCCAAGUUAAAAGCAAAAUAAAACAUCCCCUGUGCUAGGGUGCCCAUUCCAGCUUUUGACAUUGCCCCUAUACUUUAUAGAUGCUCUUUUUGUCUGUGUUGGUAGUAACUAAUGACUAGUGAAUUUUCAUGUAAGUGAAACAAAUAUUUCAGAUUUUAUUAAUCUCUCAUAACCCUGCCAAAUCUGAUGACUUCAUCCUAAUUACUUCCCAGAAGGUACUUCCCCUUCUACCUUUUAUUUUAUUCUAUCCUGUUCUAUUCUUAGACUAACACAUUAGGUAAAGAAACUUUAACUGCAAAGAAUCAGUGAUUUUUUAGUGCUCCCUGAUAAAUGAUGUUAUUGACAAAAGUAAGAAAUUCUUUCAUUGUUUUUUUCUGUGUUACUAUCUCCUCUCCUGUGUUCUUGACAGUGUGUUUAGUGGAUGGAUAAUACGUAUUUCUCUUUCCCACUCCCAGAUUCCAAAUUUCCUGCCUUUUUGGCCCACCUCACAACAAAAGCUCCAUAGUUUAUUAACGUAAGUUUGAAUGGAUGCUUCUUUGUGGAAACUGCAAGAGUUAAUGGAAAUGUUUCAGAAAGGAAUGAGAAUGUCUCAGGAGUUGUUCUGUGAUGGAAUUUGGUCCGUUGUUCUGUUAAUGCUGAUGGAAAGAAACUUACAGCGCUUAAUAAAAGUUUAUUCUUUUAGUAAAAAAAAAUUGUGCAAUAAUUUGGGGAGUGUGAAGUUUGAUUUCUUCUCCCAUCUCUGGAUCCCUUUUUGCAAAUGGAAGAUAUACUUGUCUCAAUUCACAAGUGGUGCACAGAGCUUUAGGAGUUUGUAGGAUAUCAAGACAAGAGAUCCUGUAAAAGAACCAUUAAAAGGAAAAACAUGUUGAGCGUAUUGGUUAACUUCAUUUGGAUGUUCUAGACACCUUUGACACAUCUCCCAAACCAAACCUACUCUUUCUUUUGAAUCCUGCUGCUGUCUCUGAGUGACGCUCCUAUCUACUCAAAUUGCCUGAACCGCAAACCUACCUAGAGGUUAAUUAUCCUAGGCUUGUGCCUUUCCCUCCUUUCUCAAUUCAGUUGGUGACAAGAUCCAUUGAUUACACUUCAUUAGCCAGUUUCUCCAGUUUCUGUUCUAGUUCAAGCCCAUGAUGUCUCACCUAGACUGCUGCCGUCGCUCCCGUCCCUUACUCCUAGCCAGGUGAUUGUAGGCAACACUGGCUACAUGAAUGUACCUUUUUCCACUUAGAAGGCCUGCACUUUUGUUUCCAGGCUUUUAAAGGAGACCGUGGGACAAGAAAAAGUUAAGUGUAACAGAAAAUGCCCCCUCCUCCCAGCCAGUAUACUUCAGUUGCCUAGGUGACAGUCCUGUUACAGUGUCUGUUGCUUCUGUCUCUUAGAAACGGCUGGUCACUGUGAUGCAUAGCUGGUCACGAUGAGGCAUAUUGUAGGAGCCAAUCAAAGACAGCUAAGUACUCUACCUCUCGACCUUCCCUCCCUGAGCCUUCCAGGCCUGACAUUUUGAAGGACAGUCGAUUCCCUGUCAGUGCUCAUCUGACGUCAAAUAAAUCUGCCUCCAAAUCCUCGGUGUUGUUUCGGUGUUUCUGUUACCGUAGCAAAGAAGCAUUGCUUUAAUUCUCGUAUUUAAUCGGCUCCCAGCGCAUAUUCUGUCCAACACACUGCUCAAAAUUUACAUGUCCCCUUCGUUCUCUAGCCUCUGACCACUUCUGUAGCCUCAUUUCAUUCCUCUGCUGCCCCACCGCAGUGAUAAUAAAGUACUCCCAUACACAUUAAAA
Molecule: messenger RNA, 8844 nt
Organism: Chinchilla lanigera (long-tailed chinchilla)
Lineage: Eukaryota; Metazoa; Chordata; Mammalia; Rodentia; Chinchillidae
Gene: Fam120c
Product: family with sequence similarity 120C
Exons: 16
Coding region: 12-3302 (1096 amino acids)
Cellular component (GO): nucleus
Source: RefSeq, a predicted model, not a curated record